UGCCAGGGAGCUGCAGGCAAACACACAUGUUCAAAACCUAAUGGGAGCAUUGACCAGUGUCCUUCGGCGCUGACAGAUGUGCAAGAAAAUCUAAAACAGUCUAGAAAUUUUGUUGUUGGGUGCAGAGGUGCAUUUUUCACUCAAAUGGAAUAACAUUCAAUGAAUGGCCGAAUCUUGAAGUGUUUGUUUGUUCACCAAUUUUCAAAUCGGUGGAAAUAAGACAUCUCGGGACUUUUGUCUGCCUUUGGAAAACUGGAAAAGGUUUCACAAAUGAGUUUUCUGGCACCUCAAAGGUAAUUUGCUGACUACUUUUGCUGUUCCUGGACACUUUUUGUGGGGGAAAAAGGCUGAAGAGGACCGCCAUCCCGUUGAGCAUCAGCCAAACAGACAACAAGUUGUUCAUAAAGGACUCUUGAGUGAGGAAUCAUGAAAGACAACUAUGGUGGAUACGAGAACCAGCUUUUCAAAGAGGAGGAUUUCACUGGAGAGGAGGAAAUGCCUUCAUUUAGGGGUCGCAGCAGAGGAGGCUGUAUGAGGUGCCAGCAGAGCCACUCUCUCCAGCUGGCUGUCAAAGUCCUCUAUGGAUUUGUUGCAUUCCUCGUCAUUACUGUGGCCGUGCUGGCAUCACUUGUGUUCAGGAAGGUUGACGGCCUGUCUGAGAAGGAGUCCGUCUACCACAAGAAGAUCUCCAGGGUCCAGCAGGGAAUAGAGGAGUUGAGCUCCACCUCUAACUGUUCGGGCUGUCUGGAUGUGACUCUGUACAGCGAGGAGAUCAGCAGGCUGAAGGGGGAGUUUGAAGACAUCCAGAGAAUGAUACUGGGACAGGAGCAGGUCCUAGAUCAGGUCUCCCAGACCCAGACCACCCUUAAGGCCACCAGCAACCGUCUGACACGCGACAUGCAAAACCACCUCAUGUCCAUCAAACUCCUCAACCAGUCGCUGGAACGGUACCUGGAUAGGGUGGAGGGCUGGAAGGAGGUGAUCGAGGAAACCGAAGAGAAAAUGAAGACUCUGACGGAGGAUCAGUACGACAUCAAAGCUGCGGCACAACAAGUCAACACGACGGUGGCGCUCAGCACCAUGUGGAUAGAUGCCCUGCAGAGAAAGGCAGAUGAGGAGACUCUGGUCCUCCAGAAGUUGACCAGCGACUGGCAGAACUACAGCCGAGUUCUGAACGCCAUCAAAUCCAACAUGAGCAGCACCACGCAAAACAUGCGUUUCCUCCAGAACAACAUCAUAGCAGAUCACCAGAGAAUCGCCAUGUCCACUGAGGUGUACUACGACCUCACCCAGCAGGUGAUGAACCUGCAGAUGCAGCUUGACAAUGUGACGUCUUUCAUGGAUGAACACGAGGAGAACAUGCAUGAUCUUCACUAUCAUUCCAGGUACUACGAGAACCGGACAGGUGAGCGUUUCUCUGCGCUGGAUGGCCGACUGAACUCUAUCUCGAUGGAGAUUGACACGAUCUCUUCCAGCAUCAACGCCACCGUCAGCCACGUCCAGAGCAUGUACAAGUACAUCAACAUCGAGAGCUCGUCCUGUCAGAGUCGCAUGGGUAGACACACCGAAGACCUACAGAACCUGAACGACACGGUCUUGUUACUCCUCCACUUGGCCGACACAUUCAGACAACAAAACAUGUUGCUGAAUGUGCGACUGGACAUGGAUGUCCGGAACCUGUCCAUGGUGAUGGAGGAGAUGAAGCUUGUGGAUGUUCACCAUACCCAGCUCAUAAAGAACUUCACUAUAGUAAAAGGUAUUCCUGGACCACCAGGGCCCAAAGGGAACCGAGGCGAGACUGGCUCAAAAGGACCCAUGGGACUGACUGGGAGCAAAGGUGACCGGGGCCCUGUAGGAAGCCGUGGAUUCGUUGGAGAGAAGGGUUCUAUUGGUUCUAAAGGAGCACCAGGCGAAGCAGGCCCCACUGGCAAUAGAGGGUCAAUAGGAAUAAAAGGAGCUAAAGGGGCUCCUGGUUUUCCAGGACCACGUGGUGAGAGGGGCCAGAAAGGUGACAUGGGCCUCUCUGGUAAAGACGGCAUCCAAGGUCCCGCAGGGCCUCCAGGGAUCCAGGGUCAGGCAGGACUACCGGGCAUUAUUGGGCCACAAGGACCAAGGGGAAAACCAGGGCCAGGAGGGCCGCCUGGACCACCAGGAACCCCUGGACCUCCAGGCUUGCCAUACCUCCAUGACCGAAUCAACACCCAGCAGCAGACCGUGACACCUGCUACUGGGUCCAAGAGACAGUAGAAAAAUGGACGAAGACCUGGACUCAGAGGUGAUUUGUCCUGUACAAAGAAGCUUAAGAAUCAUUGAAGGAUACAAACUGAAAAAACAUCAUCCAUUGUGACUGGAGGUGGACGGAGGAUAAUCCAUUUCUAUAGGAUUAUGAAAGACAAUAGAGAUGCAAACAAUCAAAUUAUAGAGGGCGCUUUUAAAGGAGGCAUCCCCCUGAUGUUAUGACAUGGCAACGUGAAAUGAACCAAAAGGAAGAUCUAAAAAACAGAAGACAGGACUGCUGCCACAAACUGAACUGUUGUGGAGAGUAGAUGAGUACCCAAGGCUAAAAAUGAACUGUGUUUAGACAGACUUGAGUUUUGUAUGAUGGUAUGUUGGAGAAAACUGCCUUCAUACAUAUGACUUCAUUCAUAUGACAUUUUACCAGAAUUAAAACUUGUCUUAGAUGAUGAGAUAAAAAAGAAUAAAUCUGUGAUUGAAAUUCAAAUCUCGCCUUGUUGAAUGUACUGGAAGCACAGAAUAUGUUUGAGGUUGUUGUCAAGCUACCAAGACCUCAUGGGGUGUAAUAAAUAGGAGGGCUGUAAACCACAGAUUUGGACUAAAGUAGUGGUGUUUUCCCAUCCAGACUACUCAAAGGUUUACAUUCCCAUGCACUACUCUAUGGGCACAGAAAAAUAGCUUUUUGAUUUUACCUUAUGUACAUGUUGACGCAUCCUUUUCUGAUGGAUGGCACUUUACUGGUUCCUACAGUGUAAAAAAUAACAUGAGUUUGCGUCUCUUUUGGCAUUUCAGAGCAGGUACUCUGAAGACUUUUCUUUCAUCUACUGGGCAGAACUGUGUUUGAAGAAGCUGCAGAAUUUAUGGCCUCUUCCACACCUGGGUUUGACAUUGUCUGCAACAUUUACUUCAGUUGUUGGACAAAGCAAAGUAAGAAUGAAGACAGUAGUAAAUGACUCACUUGCUGACUCCUGUUGACACGAUUGUGAAAACAUUCUGGGAAAUACACUCAUUUGCUCUUUUUCCUGAGAGUUUGAUGAGAAGAUCGAUACCACACAUGUCUGGGGCCAGGAGGUGAUUAGCCUAGCUUAGCAUUAAGACUUGAAGCAGGAGGAAACAGCUAGCCUAACUCUUCAAAAACAUGUGUUUCGCUUAAUUUGUACAAAAACAGAAACAGAAAUUCGACAAUAUGUGGUGUUAAAGGGAGUUUCAUUCCUUUAACUUUUUCUUACAAACAAGAGUUUAGCAAUUCUACACUUCUGUGCAGAGCUGGCUACAUUCUGGAGCUGUUUACCAAGAAAUUGUACCAGCACAUAACUCCCUGAAACUACAUUUAAAUAAUAAAUUGCAAGUAUUUUUAACUUUGCACAGAGCCAGGAUAGCUGUUUCCCUCUCCCGACUUUUUGUGCUAAGCUGCGCUAAUGUACUAAUGUACAGCUCUGUACCUCAUGCAUAGACAUGAGAGUGGUAUCAAUCUCCUUAUCUAACUCUUGGGAAAGAAAGCAAAUAUGCAGAUUUCUUGAACUAUUCCUUUAAGAGAUGUGAAGGCUAAACAGGUCAUAAAGCUCAUUCAACAGAUAAAUGAAUCAUGUUCAUGAACAUGUUCAGUACUAAGAUGAAAAAAGUUUGUUUUUCUGCUAAAGGAUUGUUAUGUUUGCCACAAUUUCUGCUUUUAACAAUUGUGAGAGCAGAGGGUUUAGUCUUAGGAUACACGCAUUAAUAACCUUUAUUAUCUCAGACCAAAAAAAAAACUUUUACAAAAAGGGAAAUGUACUAUUUUUGUAAACCUGUGUGUUGUAAUGAAAUGCGACUG
Molecule: messenger RNA, 4045 nt
Organism: Chelmon rostratus (copperband butterflyfish)
Lineage: Eukaryota; Metazoa; Chordata; Actinopteri; Chaetodontiformes; Chaetodontidae
Gene: scara3
Product: scavenger receptor class A, member 3
Exons: 12
Coding region: 427-2247 (606 amino acids)
Source: RefSeq, a predicted model, not a curated record